GAGAAUCCAUUUAUAGAACGAUUCCGUUUGUUUUCUAAGUAACAGGCACUAGGCUCUCCCAAAACCUAUGUAUUUGUUUGUUAGUUGGAUACCACAACAGAUUGGAGCAGUAGAAUACGGAUUCACCCACUGGAUUGCCACAUUUAAAUUUAGUCUGAAGAUACAUAUGGACAAUGGACUCCAAACAAUAAACAAUUCGAUGAACAAAAGACUGCUUAAGGUAUGUUCAUACCAGAUACUUUAAGAAGCUGUAUGAUCGAGACGGACGUUUCUUCUUAUUUGCAAACAUCGUCGACAGGACAGGAUGAAUUUCACCCCUUUAUUGAAGCGCUUUUACCGUAUGUCAAAUCAUUCUCAUACUCUUGGUUUAACUUACAAGCCGCCAAACGAAAAUAUUAUAAAAAACACGAAAAACGAAUGUCAUUAGAAGAGGAAAGACAUUGCAAGGACGAACUUCAGAAUGAGAAGACGGAAGUCAAACAAAAAUGGGCUUCCCGCCUACUUGGAAAACUUAGAAAAGAUAUAACACAAGAGAGUCGGGAGGAUUUCGUGCAAUCAAUAAUCGGCAAACGUAAAUCAAUUUGUGUUCUAUCAAAUCCAGAUCAAAAAGGCAAAAUGCGACGCAUAGACUGUUUACGUCAAGCUGAUAAAGUUUGGCGACUUGACUUGGUCAUGGUUAUUCUUUUUAAAGCAAUUCCCCUGGAAAGCACAGAUGGGGAGCGCUUAGAAAAGAACCCCGAAUGCUUGCAUCCAGGACUUUGUGUCAAUCCGUACCAUAUUAAUGUCUCUGUCAGAGAGUUGGAUUUAUAUUUGGCUAACUUCAUAAACACUCAUAAUUCGGUCAAUCAGGCAUUGUCAACAGGACAAUCAGUGGAUUCCAGGUCUACAAAUGUGACACAAUAUACUCGCAAUUGUAUUCCUUUGGAGAACAAGGAAGAUGGUGUUGAUAUGAAAAAUGAAGGCGUGAGACAUAAUCCUUAUAAUGGAGUUGUGUGUAAUGAUAUUAUUUUAGCGACUGGUGUUUUCUCAUCGCAGGAACUCUGGAAAUUGUCGAAAGAUUCAAUAUUGGAUGACAUCAGUGACAAUAAUCUCCACUCAAACCUUAUUAAAAGGGAAAACGUGGGAGCUGCCUAUGAUUGCAACACAUAUCAUAUUAACUCAGAAUCUUCAAUGCCUGGCUCCCAGAGUUUAGUUCAAGCUGCGGCAAUUGUAGCUAAUCCAGUUCCUGGUGGUUAUAGUAUUGACUUUGUAGAUCAGAGGAGCUUGCAUUUAUCACAAAGUCCGUUACUAAACGCAGAAGUGCCUAAUGACGCGUCCACUGAUGCUAGUAAAGUCGAUCAAAGUAACUCGCCUCCGGUUGUUUCUCGGCCCAGUACUUCAGUUGAAAACUGCACCAGUAGCUUUUCGGUAAUCCUUCGAGCAACAGAAAGUAAUAACUCAAAUGGAGAGCCAACAGCCAAUUCGGACUCUGCCAUCUCGCUGCACCGCUACACGUCGCUUAACAGUAGACCAACACCGCAAUUCCGAGCUCCAGAAGGUAUUUCACACCCGAAUUGCUCUUCAUUGCUGUCGACUUCUAUCAGCCCAGUCAAUACACUGUAUUACCCCCAGCAUGGCAAUGUAAGGUCUUCUACGAUAGUUGACGAAGACCAGUGUCACCGUGUUGUUGCGGACAAAUAUUCUACAGAAUCCCAUGACAUUUCUGACUUUGUCACAUACGUUUGUCAAGAUGCUGGUCACUCAACAACAAUAUCGACAGGAACUAUUGAUCAUGCGUUUCAGCAUGCCCAUCCGCAUACGCACGUCUCUCAUAGCCACCCCUCGCAUUUUCAAAUUCAUCAACAACUAAGGAAUUCGAAAUUGGCUUCUUCGCCAGCUGCUCAUUAUCAUAGUACAAUGCUGCCUCCGAUGCUGCCACCGAUGGCACGACCAGUGGCAAUAAUACGGACUAGCGGAGACUUGGCAAUGGUUCACUCACCUCCUUCUCCAUCGGGUUCGACAAACCAUUCUCCGAAUACACCUAAUAAUAGCCUAGGCGUAGCAAAAAUAGGCUUGGAGCCAGAAAAUAGUAGAAAUACAAACACCAUGGAAGGCAACAACAGUCCAAUUAAUACAGAUUCCAGUUCACAUAGCGUUCACUGUACUACUCUAGUGACAUCCAUUUCGCCGCAACCACAACCACAACCCCAACCACCCCAACCGCAACCUCAGGCACCCUUGUCGACAAACCCCUAUCUGGAAAAUGGACGAUGUAAGCUUUCACCAGCAGCUUCCAGCUCCUUGAGUCGUAUAACUACCCAAAUGUAUCCAUCAUCCAAUGGCAGGGAAUAUUUUAACCACUUUCAUUCACAAUCUUCAUCGCUGCUGGGAUACGCUGGUUCUAUUUCCUCAAUGUCUGGUGUAAUAAGUCCGACCAACUUGAGCCUUUACUCAGCUCCAACUAUGGCUGUAACUCGUUCUAGUGCCAGGUCUCGAUGGAACGAUGACGAACUAAAUUUAAUUCCACACUCUGUAUCUAGUACAAAUAUAGAAAAUACUCAAGUUAUUUUAAUGGAAGACUCAUCAAAUCGUUAUAUCGAUGAAUACUCAGCUAACUCAAAUCGUGACUAUGGGUCAUGAUCUAUCGCCAAAAUGUCAUAAAUUGGAUGGACACUCGUGAGGCUUGGGCAUGCCAUCAUAUUGAUUAUUACAUAAAUAUAAGUACCUUAACAAAUAUCUACAUAAAGACACUGACACACACAAAAUGUAAAUCUUUAAACCAAUCGAUGAACCAAAAAAUUAAAUACAAUAAGUCGAGCAACGAUGCCAUGCUCUAAGUAUAUAGGAAUAACGUUUUAUUUAUUAACCGGCAACAAACUAAGCACAAUCGUAUUAUAUGUCAUUCUUCACGGUGCUUCGAUAAUGAAUUACUAAACACUGAAAUUUAAUAUUUUUAGUGAGAAGUGUGUGUGUGCUUAUUUUAUUUGAUUUUAAAGCAAUUUGAUCAGAUCUAAAAUACAUUGUAUAUGUAGCCGUCUUGCUUACAAAAAUGUACUUUAGACAUUAUCUCUUCGGCUUAUUAUUUUUGUAUUUUAAGUAACGUAACUUUAAGUAAGAAAUGUAGAGUAAUCAUUAUUGGGAUAUGAUAUCUAAAAAAUAUCAUAUGACAAUAUAAGGAAUAGUGACAACAAUAAUACAUUAAUUUACAAACAUGUAAUAUCGUUAAAUUACAUGACUAGUCAAAAAAAUUAAUUAUGUAUAUGAUGUACAUACAUACCUAAGAUACAAAUGUAAUUACAUAUAUUUGCAUAUAUGUAAAUGUACAUAGAUAUGUAUAUGUAUAUAUGUAUAUAUGUAUGUAUAUAUACAUAUGUAUAUAUACAUAAAUAUAUUCCUGGCUUUCGUACAUGAGAUAUGAAAAAAAAAGUUAUUUCAAUAGAUGAUAUUGCAUGUGCCCUUUUUAAAACAUUAUUAAUUUAAAUUUCUAAUAUAUGAUUUAAACAAAAGUCUAAUAUAUGGUCACAAUGCAAAACACCUUGCACUGGCCAAACAAAGCUGGUGUUCAGCGCCAGCGGCCCAACAAUCGUAACCAAAACUAUGGUUUAAGUUUAUGUACAUAUGUAUGUAUGGAAUAUUCGAAGGCUUCUCACUCUAUAUGGUCUAUUUGGGUGGAAGUCGAUUGAAAAAACAAAGCCCACUGAGUACUGAACAAAGCUUUUCUGUUUGGUUAAAUACUUAUGGGCAUCCAUAAAUACAUGUGUACAUGUAAAUUUACUAUGGUCAGUAAUAGUAAGCUUAAAUUUGUUUUAAUGUAAUAGCGAAACUGGCGUAAAUGAGUAUUUUCACAAGCAGGUACAUAGCGGUACGUUUUUUCUUUAAGCCUGAGAUAGAAAGGAAAGAUAAAGAUAAUAGAUUAAAUUUUUUAUAUGCGCCGUUAUUGGGUUCAUUGCAAUAAAAUAGAUAUUCUUUAAGAAGGUAAUUAUAAUUGUUAUUGUAUUUUUAUUUUUUAGUGUGCACACGCACACAGAUUUGUACAUAUGUAUGCAUCUAUCAUAAUAAGAAUAUAUGAAACUGGAAAGACGUACAGUACACAACUUAAUUAAGUAACUUUUAAAACUUUAGAACAAUAAUAGCUUUAAGUCGGUGGCAAAGGGCAUGUGAA
Molecule: messenger RNA, 4141 nt
Organism: Drosophila subobscura
Lineage: Eukaryota; Metazoa; Arthropoda; Insecta; Diptera; Drosophilidae
Gene: NfI
Product: nuclear factor 1 A-type
Exons: 9
Coding region: 223-2619 (798 amino acids)
Biological process (GO): regulation of transcription by RNA polymerase II
Cellular component (GO): nucleus
Molecular function (GO): DNA-binding transcription factor activity, RNA polymerase II-specific; RNA polymerase II cis-regulatory region sequence-specific DNA binding
Source: RefSeq, a predicted model, not a curated record